Messenger RNA from Polychytrium aggregatum, 567 nucleotides. RefSeq lists its product as uncharacterized. The record is from RefSeq and is a predicted model, not a curated record. Gene Ontology annotation, biological process: signal transduction. Lineage: Eukaryota; Fungi; Chytridiomycota; Chytridiomycetes; Polychytriales. The transcript is spliced from 5 exons. Bases 1 to 567 code for a protein of 188 amino acids.
AUGAAGAAGUUUCUGGGGACCAUUAGCUUCUCCGGCAUCGGAGGCCGGAAACGGCCAAGUCCGAGCCGUGGUGUCCUCGAGGCCUCGUCUGCAACGGAAUCCUCCGGCUCGGCGUAUUUUGGGUCGCCUCUGUCGACGGUGCUGCAUACAAGCAGCAUCAAUCUCAGUAUAUCGCCUGCUGCUGGCGAAAGCCCAAUAACAGCAUAUGGACCCGUGCCUCCGAUAAUGACCGAUUUCGUCAAAUUCUUCGAGUCAGGAGCAAUGGAUGCGGGUGACGAGCAGCACUUGGUAUACAGCCCUGGGCUGCAGAGGGUUUGGUUGGAGGCGAUUCGCUCAGCUCGAGUCAUUCGCGAGCUCCGAGAGAAAAUCAACAGCGGAUCGGGAAUUGGGUUCGCCGAGUUGACAGAAGCAGAUGUUCCUGCUGUCGCCACUCUAUUCAAACAGUGGCUUCGUGAGAUUCCUGAAGGAAUCAUUCCGAAGCUACACUUCCACCAAUUUGUCGAGGCUGGAGCCUCGGCUUUCGACUGGGAUUUCAGCCUCGAAGUGCCACACGGGUCCUACGAAUAG